GUCAAGACCAGGGCUUGUAAGAGAAGCAGAAACGUGCUGGUUUUCUGAUGCUCUGAGUCAUCUUCCCAGGGUCUGUUACUUCUCAACUUAUGGAAAAAUAGAGGCAUAGGCUUACUGGAAAUCUACCAUGUUUGGGGCAAGAGAAAUGGAUAUGGCAACUUACAAAGAUGAUCAAAGCCCUCCUACACAGUUUGCUGUCCAGCAAAGGAGGUUCUAAAAGCAUUGAAAUUGAUUCUCCAAUGACUCCUUUCCAGAAGUUAUUCUUACAUGGCCCUAUGAUUUAUGCAGGAGCAGAGGCAGCACGCAAUCGAGCUGUCAAGAGAGCGUCAGCUUAUUAGGCAAAUGCUGCGUGGUUUUUGAAGAGGGUCGACACUAUAAAAUCCCACUCCAGGCUCUGGAGUGAAGAAACUCGGAGACCAAGUCCGUUGAGAGACUGAGGGGAAAGAGAGGAGAGAAAGAAAAAGAGAGUGGGAACAGUAAAGAGAAAGGAAGACAACCUCCAGAGAAAGCCCCCGGAGACGUCCCUCUGCAGAGAGGCGGCAGCACCCGGCUCACCUGCGAAGCGCCUGGGAAGCGAGUGCCCCUAACAUGCGGCUGCCGCUGCUCGUGUCCGCGGGCGUCCUGCUGGUGGCUCUCCUGCCCUGCCCGCCAUGCAGGGCGCUCCUGAAUCGCGGGCCGGUCCCGGGAGCUCGGCAGGCGCCGCAGUACCCUCAGCCCUUGGAUUUCUUACAGCCGCCGCCGCAGUCCGAGCAGCCCCAGCAGCCCCAGCAGCCGCAGACUCGGCCGGUCCUGCUCCGCAUGGGAGAGGAGUACUUCCUCCGCCUGGGGAACCUCAACAAGAGCCCGGCCGCUCCCCUUUCGCCCGCCUCCUCGCUCCUCGCCGGCGGCAGCGGCAGCCGCCCUUCGCCGGAACAGGCGACCGCCAACUUUUUCCGCGUGUUGCUGCAGCAGCUGCUGCUGCCUCGGCGCUCGCUCGACAGCCCCGCGGCUCUCGCGGAGCGCGGCGCUGAGAAUGCCCUCGGCCGCCACCAGGAGGCACCGGAGAGAGAAAGGCGGUCCGAGGAGCCUCCCAUCUCCCUGGAUCUCACCUUCCACCUCCUCCGGGAAGUCUUGGAAAUGGCCAGGGCCGAGCAGUUAGCGCAGCAAGCUCAUAGCAACAGGAAACUCAUGGAGAUUAUUGGGAAAUAAAACGGUGCGUUUGGCCAAAAAGAAUCUGCAUUUAGCACAAAAAAAUAAAAAAAAAUACAGUAUUCUGUACCAUAGCGCUGCUCUUAUGCCAUUUGUUUAUUUUUAUAUAGCUUGAAACAUAGAGGGAGAGAGGGAGAGAGCCUAUACCCCUUACUUAGCAUGCACAAAGUGUAUUCACGUGCAGCAGCAACACAAUGUUAUUCGUUUUGUCUACGUUUAGUUUCCGUUUCCAGGUGUUUAUAGUGGUGUUUUAAAGAGAAUGUAGACCUGUGAGAAAACGUUUUGUUCGAAAAAGCAGACAGAAGUCACCCAAUUGUUUUUGUUGUGGUCUUAGUCAAAGAGAAUGCCAUUCUCUUGGGUGGGUAAGACUAAAUCUGUAAGCUCUUUGAAACAACUUUCUCUUGUAAACGUUUCAGUAAUAAAACAUCUUUCCAGUCCUUGGUCAGUUUGGUUGUGUAAGAGAAUGUUGAAUAUUUAUAUUUUUAAUAAAAGUUGCAAAGGUAACCAUGA
Molecule: messenger RNA, 1698 nt
Organism: Pongo pygmaeus (Bornean orangutan)
Lineage: Eukaryota; Metazoa; Chordata; Mammalia; Primates; Hominidae
Gene: CRH
Product: corticotropin releasing hormone
Exons: 5
Coding region: 589-1188 (199 amino acids)
Biological process (GO): negative regulation of glucagon secretion; negative regulation of epinephrine secretion; positive regulation of cortisol secretion
Cellular component (GO): extracellular region
Molecular function (GO): corticotropin-releasing hormone activity
Source: RefSeq, a predicted model, not a curated record